AUGGCCUACCUCACAGGGAGCGACCCCACGCAGAGCGGACAGCGGUCCAUCCUGUGCUCGGCGUCCACCCGGCGCAUGCUCUUCGCCUGGGACGUGCAGGAGGGCACCAUGAUCUGGGCCAGCCCCGUGCAGCAGACCACCAUCAUGUACCUGGCCACCCUGCCCGAGCGGGGGCUGGCCGUCACCGUGGACCAUCAGGACACCGUGAAGGUGUGGAACUGCCGGGAAGCGGACGCGCUGGCCACGCGCAGCCUGCCCAAGCCCUGCCUCUCGCUGGACGCCUUCGUGGUGGACGGCGGCGCCGUGGCCAUGGUGGGCGACUCCGCCGGCGACAUCCACACGCUGACGGUGCCCCUGCUGGAGCGCGUGUCCCGCGUCCACGCCUUCGACCACACAGUGAACCACCUGCGCUUCUCGCCCAACGGGAAGUGGGUCUUCGCCGGAGCCACCCUCCAGCUCAUGAUGCCGAAGGUGUUCGCCGCCCAGUUCCUGCUCAGGCCUCAGGCCGGGGGAGACUCCCGCCAGUGGGCCUCCCUCCCCCUCGCCUUCUGCAGCCAAGCCUGCUGGGCCCGGCAGCGCGCCAACCGCGUGACGAUGAUGAUCCAGCAGUCGUCCUUCCGGAGGACCGGCUUCAGCACCUUCGACCUGGCCGCCAGGACGGCUGCCGACGGCACCGCCGUGGUGGAAGCCCACCGGGUGGCGAGCUUCAUGCUGCCGAACAGGAUGGAGCGGCCGUUCCAGAUGGGGGUGCAGGACGGCACUGCCAUCGUGCUGCAGAGCGGCUCGCACCUGCUGCUCUUCUCCAUCCAGGGCACGCUGCUGCAGCGCUUCGACCACCACCAGCGGCACAUCUGCCACCUGUGGACGGACGCGCUGCACGUGGUCACCACGGCCAUGGACGACUUCCUGCACCUGUACAUGUGGGAGGAGGGCCCGGCCCCGCGCCUCCGCAGCUGCUGCCACCUGGAGCAGCGGCGGGCCGACCCCACGCCCAGCUGCUUCCCCUCCCAGGCAGCCUGCGACAACGCCAGCGUGGUGUGCGUGGUGUCCCGGAACCGCGAGACCAGCGUGCUGGUGAUGUACUCCCUGCCGCCCUGA
Messenger RNA from Pipistrellus nathusii (Nathusius's pipistrelle), 1098 nucleotides. NCBI's taxonomy places the organism in Eukaryota, Metazoa, Chordata, Mammalia, Chiroptera, Vespertilionidae. The record is from the annotation of a GenBank genome assembly.